AUGUUGCAAGCAGUGGGUGAUGUACGAGAAGGGUUCAUAUGCCCACAAUGUCAUCAAGAUAUGUCGACGAUGGAAAUGUUACAAGUACAUUUUCAAGAUAUUCAUAUGAAACAAUCAUCGUCGACUGUGAAAGGUUUAUUUUCAUUUGCAAAACAAAAAAUCAAAAGUGUACAAGAUAAUUUUACAAACAUUCCUAAUGAGCAAACAAAUAAUUAUGCGCAAUAUUUCUCUUCUGAUCAAAAUGAUUCAUCAUCAAAACCACAACAAAUUGGAUAUAUUCGUUCAUAUACUGAUAGAUUUAAGAAAGAACGAAAAGCUCAACACGAUCAAAUAUCCAUUGAAACGACUCGUCUUUUGCUUCGAAUCGAAAAAUUAAUAAGCACUGGCGAAAACAUACCGAAAAAUGCUAAUACAAAAGAACGUCGAAAAUACGAACAAGACAUUGUCGAAUGGAUCGAUGAUGCAAAAGUUACAUUAUGUCCAUCGUGUGCUAAGUCAUUUAAUUUAUCCAGGCGAAAACAUCAUUGUCGCCUUGAUGGAUUUGUUAUUUGUGAUCCAUGCUCAAGAUUUCUUCUAUUUUCAAAAGCUCGAUAUUUAAUUGAGCCAAGUACAUCAUCAUCAUUACCAAAUGGUUUAUCGCUUCAACGUUCGAAUAGUUUGACAAGUUUAAAUUCAACAACUGCUGACAACUCAGCUUAUAAAGAUAGAACGAAUAAUGAAGAUUAUCUUCGUAUUUGUUUAUCAUGUCAAAAAGUGUUACAGAGACGUUAUGAUCAAAUAUGUUUUAAAAAUACUCAACGCGAUGAAGUUUUUGUUUCUUAUGAAAAAAUUGUUGAAGCAAAAAAAAUACUUGACGAAAUUCAUUCAACAUAUUCUACUAUGAUUGAAUCUCUUUUAAAUGGUGAUACAAAAUAUCAAAUAGUUGAUGCACAAAAAUUAUACCGACAAUUAAGUACUUGUUAUGACAAAAUUGAUUCUACAUCAAAACAUAUUUCAAAAUUAGCUGAUUCAUGUCUAAAUAUCGAUGAAGAUGAUACUCAAUCAAUAAUUCGUUAUUCAGCUCUUUGUCGAAACAUGCGAAUGUAUGCAAUACAUGUGUUACAAAAUUUCGCUAUAUCAACGAGACGUGUGCCAAGUGAAGAGGAUGUUAAAAGAGCACGCGAAGAACGGAAACGAUUAAUUGAAGAACGAAUUGAAUCAGAACGUGCGGCUAAAGCUGAAUUAGCUUCACGAAUACCACUAACUGAUUCGCCGACAGUAAAGAAAAAAGAAGUGUCUGGUUGGAGACCAACAAUUGAUCGUAAUUUAUUAGUACAAGCACAAGAACUGAAUCCACUCGUUCAACAAGUUUAUCAAGUAACAGAAUAUAUUCGACAAGCACAGAUAGCUGGACGUCUCGACGAAGUUGAAUCCUUGAAAUUGAAUUUAAAAGAACUUGAGCAAGCUUUGAAUCAUGCUCAACAACAAGAAAAUGUAUCAACAUUUGAUUCUUAG
This is a messenger RNA of Rotaria socialis, 1494 nucleotides long. NCBI's taxonomy places the organism in Eukaryota, Metazoa, Rotifera, Eurotatoria, Philodinida, Philodinidae. The record is from the annotation of a GenBank genome assembly.